This is a messenger RNA of Camellia sinensis, 1129 nucleotides long. Lineage: Eukaryota; Viridiplantae; Streptophyta; Magnoliopsida; Ericales; Theaceae. The record is from RefSeq and is a predicted model, not a curated record.
GGUUAUGACUCAGUGGAAAGAAAAUGGAAGGAGAAGAUGGUUUGAGAACACUGGAGUGUUUAAGAGGAAGAUUGCUUGCUGAGAGAGUGUCUUCAAGGAUUGCCAGACAAAAUGCAGACCAUAAUGAAAACAGAGUAAUGGAGAUAGAGAACCAGUUGAGGGUAGAAAUCAAAUCAAGAAACAGAGCAGAGAAGAAGCUGAAAUUGGUGCUGAAGAAGCUUGAGUCACUGAACAUAUCAUUUGGUUCAGAGGAAUCAGAGCAUUCAAGCUUGAUAGAGAAGAGUGAGAUUUCCUCUCUAUCAUCCAAAGAACCAGAUGAAGAUAAAGAUCCCAAAACCCAAAUCACAAGCAUUGAAAAAUGUGAAAUUGAAGAGUCUGUGGUGAAGAAGAGAAAUUGCCCAGUAGUCUCACAAAAUUUGGAAGACAAUGUUUCAUCAAAUCAAGCCUGUUCUGAAGAACACAGUGAGGUUGAAUGGAGUCAAAAUUGCAAUGAUCCAAAGACAGAUGAUCUUAGUUCCUCUAUAUUAAGGUGUUUAGUGGAGAAGGGGGACAUUAAUGGAGGAAGCAAUGAUCAGGCUGAGGAUGAUUAUGUUGGCAAUUCACUGGCAUUGGUACCAAUUGAUUUGCAAAAAGCAACAACACAACCCAUUGAUCCACCAAUUGUUAAUGCAAGUGUUAAAGAAGUUCUUGAUGCUCUAAGGCAUGCCAGAGAAAAGCUUCGGUGGUCAAUGGAAAGAAGACAUAUCCUUCAAGCUGGCUCCAAAUAAUAACAAUAAUUAUUAUUUUAAUGUUCAAAAAAGCUAACUGCUCAAAUUUUACUUAGAAAAAUAAUGAAUGGUUCAGAUUUAAUUCUUAUAUGAUUAAAUUUAUAUCAAAAAUGAAUUUGGAUCACAAUUUUCCUAUUAAUUUCUUGAUAGAAAUUUUGAGUAUGUAGUCCAUUGAAGAACCUAUAGGCAGAGAGCCAGUGCAUGUUUGUAUUGUGAAAGUGGCUGAAUUGAUGAAUUGCAUUGACGUGAGUCUUUUGGGUUAUGAUAAACAUGGUUCAAUUAUGCUUUGACCCCAAUUCUAACUUUCAAUUAUAGGUGUGUGUUUUAUUAUUAUUAUUUUUAUGAGAAACCUCUCCAAGUUU